This is a messenger RNA of Dermatophagoides farinae (American house dust mite), 1130 nucleotides long. It is a transcript of the gene Txl, whose product is annotated as Thioredoxin-like. The record is from RefSeq and is a predicted model, not a curated record. NCBI's taxonomy places the organism in Eukaryota, Metazoa, Arthropoda, Arachnida, Sarcoptiformes, Pyroglyphidae.
UGAAGAAUUCUUGCGUGUCACUGUGUCACAUUGUGUUUAUGUCGGCGUUGUUUGCAUGUGUUUGGGAUGCAAAUUAUUUAGAAAUUAAAAAAAAUUUAAAUUCAAAAAUUCAUUGUCAUCAUUAUCAUCAUCAUCAAAAUUGAAAUUGCAAAAAAAUAUUAAUAAAUCAAUAUGCCUGUCAUUCAUGUUGAAAAUGAUGAAGCAUUUCUCAAUCAUUUGGGCCAUAAUGGAAUCGUUGUUGUUGAUUUUACCGCCAGUUGGUGUGGACCAUGUCAACGUAUUGCACCGGUAUUCGAACGUCUAUCACAUGAAUAUUCGGCUCGUGGUGUAAAAUUUCUAAAAGUUGAUGUCGAUGAAUGUCAGGAUACAGCACGUAAUAAUAAUGUAACAGCAAUGCCAACGUUCAUAUUUUUCAAGAAUCGUGUGGCCAUCAAUCGAAUGCAAGGUGCCGAUCCAACAAGUUUGGAAACAAAAUUACGUGAAAUUGUCAAUUCACAAGAAAAUUUGGCCACCGCAGCGGCUGAAUCUGGUGUGGCCGGUUUUAUGGAUCUAUCAUCGUUCAUUAAUAAAACACAAUCAGAAUGCUUAAAUGAAUGUGAUAAUAAUAAUCUUGGCCAUGCAUUAUUACCUGGAUCAGGAUUUUAUCUACAAUCCGAUUGUGAUGAACAGCUCAUCAUUAAUUUGGCUUUUAAUCAACCGGUCAAGAUUCAUUCAUUGAAAUUAACGGCACCAGCUUCAAAUGGUCCUAAACGAAUUAAAUUGUUUAUCAAUCAACCACGAACAUUGGAUUUUGAUCAAGCUAGUUCUAUGGAACCAAUUCAAACGAUUGAUGUGGCCAUCGAUGAUCUAGUUAAAGCUAAUCCGAUACCAUUACGUUUUGUUAAAUUUCAAAAUGUUCAAAAUUUAAUUAUGUUUGUUGAAAACAAUCAAUCCGGUACCGAUUGUACACGUAUUGAUAAUAUAACAUUAAUUGGUCAAACAGUGAGCAGUACGAAUAUGUCGGAAUUUAAACGAAUUGCCGGUAAAAAAGGUGAAAGCCAUUAGACCGUUCAAGAAUGGAUUAUUUUUUUUUCUUUAAAUCUUGGGAAUUUUCUUUUUCUUUUUGAUGAUAAUUUUUAAUUUUGAAUAAA